Messenger RNA from Aedes albopictus (Asian tiger mosquito), 2227 nucleotides. RefSeq names its product NPC intracellular cholesterol transporter 1 homolog 1b-like. Gene Ontology annotation, molecular function: cholesterol binding. Lineage: Eukaryota; Metazoa; Arthropoda; Insecta; Diptera; Culicidae. Gene Ontology annotation, biological process: intestinal cholesterol absorption; cholesterol homeostasis. Gene Ontology annotation, cellular component: plasma membrane. The record is from RefSeq and is a predicted model, not a curated record. The transcript is spliced from 4 exons. The annotation marks the transcript as partial.
ACCGGCGUGAUCAUCACCAUCCUUAUCAAGAACAAAGCCAAUAAGGACGAGCUGGGUCCGAUGAUGGAGUGGGAGAAGAAGUACAUCGAGUUCAUGGAGCGGUACCGGAAUCCGUUGAUGGACAUAGCCUACACUGCGGAGCGGUCGAUCGAGGACGGGAUCGACGCCAUGUCGGAAGCGGAGAUGUACACCGUGAUCAUUAGCUACGUGGUGAUGUUCGUCUACAUUACGAUCUCUUUGGGGAAGAUCAGCGGUAUCAGGACGUUCUUCAAAGAGUCAAAGAUCAUCCUGGCGGUUGGUGGGAUCGUGGUAGUGCUUGUUUCCGUCGCUUGCAGUUUGGGCUUCUUCGGUUACUUGCGACUGGCCACGACUAUGCUGACAAUCGAGGUGAUUCCGUUCUUGGUGCUGGCCGUGGGCGUUGACAAUAUCUUCAUGUUGGUGCACGCUUUCCAACGCAUCGAUAGGGUGCAGACUCCGGAAACGGAUAGGGCUAUCGGUAAGGCCUUGGGACAGAUCGGUCCAUCGAUCUUGCUGACGUCGGCUAGCGAGUGCUGUUGCUUUGCGAUCGGAGGUUUGUCACCGAUGCCUGCGGUUAACACGUUUGCCUGGUAUGCUACGGUGGCACUGUUCGUGGACUUUGUUCUGCAGAUAACUGCGUUUGUAGCCUUAAUGGCGUUAGAUGAAUGCCGGGUAGCCAGCGGACGACUGGAUCUGUUCUGCUGCGUGAAAAGUGAUAAGACUAUGGUUGGGAAUGAGGAAAUUGGGGUCUUGGAAUCCUUCGUUGGAAAGUACUACGCUCCUUACCUGAUGAAGAAGCCGGUGCGGUUGACGGUGUUGGCCUUCUUCAUAAUACUGUCAUCGCUGUCGUUGAUGGUUGUCCCGAACGUGGAGCCCGGAUUGGAUCAGGAGCUAUCGAUGCCAAAGGACUCCCACUUGGUCAAGUACUUCCAGUUUAUGGCGGAGCUGCUGUGGAUGGGUGCUCCGGUGUACUUUGUGCUGAAACCUGGCCUUAAUUACACCUCGGUGGAGGAUCAAAAUCUGGUUUGUGGAGGAGUGCUAUGCAACGAUGACUCCGUCCAAACGCAGCUGUAUCUGGCUUCUCGAUAUCCGGAGAUAACCCGUAUUGCUCGACCGUCAUCGUCCUGGCUCGAUGACUACAUCGAUUGGUUGAGCAUCGAUAGCUGCUGUCGAUACAACAGCACCGACGGAUCCUUCUGUUUGAGUUCUAAUACCUUCUGCCAAUCAUGCCCCAGAGAGUAUGACGAAACGGGUGUUCGUCCGACGGUCGAACAAUUCGAGCGGUACAUGGAGUUCUUCCUGUCGGACAUUCCGGAUGACCGAUGCGCUAAAGCCGGCAGAGCAGCAUACCUUACGGCACUCAACUACGUUACCGAUGCGAGUGGUCAUCUGAACGUGCACGAUUCGUACUUUAUGAGUUACCACACGACGGUGGUGACCUCGAGGGACUUUUACGAGGCAUUAGAGUGGGCUCGUAAGAUCACCGACGACAUCCAGGAAAUGUUGGAUGAGAAAGGGGCAGGCGUAGAGGUCUUCCCGUACAGUGUGUUCUACGUAUUUUACGAACAGUACUUGACGAUUUGGAGUGACGCACUGCUAUCGCUGGGGCUGUCACUGGCUGCGGUGUUUGUAGUCACGCUCUUGGUCACUGGGUUGGACAUCGUGUUCUCCCUAAUUGUACUUCUGAUGGUGUUCUUGAUUCUGCUGAACAUGGGAGGUUUCAUGUGGGCGUGGAACAUUACAUUGAACGCCGUAUCGCUUGUUAAUUUGGUCAUGAGCGUUGGAAUCGGCGUGGAGUUCAUCUCGCACAUCGUACGGUCGUUCAAGAAUGAAGCAGGCAGCAAUAUUGAAAGGGCAGCUGAAGCGUUGACGAAGACUGGUAGCAGUGUCUUCUCCGGAAUCACGCUGACCAAGUUUGCUGGAAUCAUUGUGUUGGCCUUCGCCAACUCACAGAUAUUCCAGAUCUUCUACUUCCGGAUGUACCUGGGAAUUGUGCUGAUAGGAGCUCUCCACGGACUGGUUUUGCUGCCGGUGUUCCUGAGCUACAUCGGACCUAGAUCUACGAAGCAAACGUUCUUCCGUGCAACUACGGAUCCCGAACCAAAGUUCUCUAUUACAGAAAGCCACAACCUCUAGUCAUAUAGUCGUUAACACAUGUAAUUUAUUCUCCCGACUCUCAAAUGUCAAUACAACUCAAUACUCGUUUCAA